Purpureocillium takamizusanense is the source of this 1701-nucleotide messenger RNA. RefSeq lists its product as uncharacterized. NCBI's taxonomy places the organism in Eukaryota, Fungi, Ascomycota, Sordariomycetes, Hypocreales, Ophiocordycipitaceae. Bases 1 to 1701 code for a protein of 566 amino acids. The transcript has 2 exons. The record is from RefSeq and is a predicted model, not a curated record.
AUGGUUCUCGGUAUUUCUCAAAAUCUCAUACAAGCCGCCCUAGUGAACUACCAAUACGUAUUCGUCCCCCGUAACAUCUAUCGAGUGGACGGGUAUCAGGCAGAUAUCCUCGGCCGCUUCUCCGACGACCCGGAUGACGACGGGCACACCAUAACCAUGACACGCAAUAGGCUCAUCGCUGCCAAGAACACCGAUCCGCAAGUAAGAUUGUGGUCAACAAUGCAAACUUGCAGCGGUAUACUUCAAGACGAUGAAUUUCCCUGUCGCGCACCGGGUACCCAGUACACUCUUGGGAACCUAGCAAACGUUAAGGACGCCUUCUGGUCUCAGCUUCCGAUCGGGUUUAGCACAGGGCUUCUCAGACAAUUUGCUCCUACGAUAAAUUCGACAACAUCUUUGAACAGCCUUACCUCCGAAGAGUUUGAGCUGAGCUGCCUCAACAAGAAUGAUUCGCUAUAUUUGUCCUACCAUGGCCAGGAUCCGAAUGUUGAGUUUAAUUUCGAAGUUUGCAUGCCUGGAAAUAUGACGCAGUCUCCAUGGAAAGCGAUACGUACUCGGCAGGAGUUUCGUGAGGAACUUUUGCUUAGAGCCAGUCUAUCGGGAUCAGGCCGAGAAACGUUUAAAUCUGGCAUACACGUUCGCAAUAUCAGCGUCAGUACAACAGCAGCAUACUUCCAGCUGCCAAACUACGAUAAUUACCAGUCCAUAUUACCCAGGCUAGAUUCAGAUGCGGAUCCCACAGAACUUUGCGGCAAACUACCAGAUUGCGCUAUUCAAACGAUGGGGACGAAGAAAUAUUCUCGCAUGGUGGUGGCCAACGACACCAACUCAGGGACGAAAAAUGUAACGAAGAACCCGCACAAAGGCCCUCUUCUGACAAUCGCGCUUGCGCUCUUUGGUCCCGGGUCUUUCUUCAACAACACGCGCAAGGACUACGGCGUUGAUGAACUUGGGCAAGCUCAGUGUUCCCGGGUGCUACCCAUGACCCACCUCUUCCGGCAAGCCGACGGCCGCCGAAUCGGAUCUACCGAUAUCGAUCCGUGCAUCAAGAAAACGAAGGAAGACAGGACUGUCUCGCUUCAGGCGCAAUACAUAUGGUCCUUCUUGACAGACUCGGUCGAUGACCAGGCACGAAUUACCAAUGCUUUCGAUGCCGCAGCUUUCUUGACCCACGACGUGGUCAUGACGGGCAGCCUGUCAAAGAGCGAUUGGAAAAUAUCUUACGACCUCGGAGACUCUAAUUACAUUAUCCCCGACAUUGAGCACUACCCUCGCCGAAUUAUAUCGGCCCAUCUUGCUGUCUACUUGGCCUGUCUCGUGGCUUUAGCCAUGUACAGUGCAGUGAUACCGCGAUGGGCUUCCGAACUGGAUUCUUUGGUCAUGAUGCAGAUUGGUGCGUCAAUGGCGGCUGAAUUACCCUUUCUUUUGACCCCUGAAGCAGAAGAUGUCGAGGUGCUUGAUUCAGCCGAUGGUUGGAUUGGUGAAGAAACCGGGGGCAACGGAACGGAGGACGACGAAGGAUCUUCGGGGGGGGGCACUACCGCAAAUAUCAGCGCCCUCAAACUCGGUGGAAGCACGCCGCUGAAAGGAGGACGCAGGUACAGAAGCUACACUCACAAGGACGAUUGCUGGUAUGAUUGGUUGCCUUUCUACCACACCUACUCUGGUGGCCACAUGCAGUCAGCUGGGACGAAGGAAUGA